UGGAGCAGAGAAAGCAAAAAAAAGGAAGAAACAAAACUCUCUCUUGUUUCAUUACCAAUGACUCGAGGGUUGCUUCCAGGAAUCAUCUUAGUGCUAUACUGUGUUUGCCCAUCAUUCCAACAAGACACAACAACGUUUGUCUACAACGGCUUUGACCAAGGAGGUCAUCGUCGUCUUCAUCUUGACGGCAGUGCAAUAAUCCUCCCAAAAAAACAUGUCCUGCAACUAACAAAUGCAACAGCAACGCAAAUAGGCCAUGCUUUCCUUCAGGAGCCCAUCGACUUCAACUCAUCCGAGCCAGUCUCUUUCUCCACACAUUUCGUGUGUGCGCUGCUCCCUGUAGGUGAUACCAGUGGCCACGGCAUAGCCUUCUUUGUCUCUCACUCCACCGAUUUCACAGGCGCGGAACCUAGUAGAUUCUUCGGUCUUUUCAACGCAAACGGUUCUGCUUCCACGCGUGUGCUGGCUGUUGAGCUUGAUAUAGCUUUAGCACCGGAUGUGCUUGACAUCAGUGACAAUCACGUUGGGAUUGAUGUGAACAGUGCAAAGUCUGUGGUCUCUGCCAACGCAUCUUAUUUUUCAGACAAGGAAGGUAGAAACAUAGACAUCAAACUAUUAAGUGUACAUCCUCUUCAGGUUUGGGUGGAUUACGAAGGAACCACACUCAACGUCUCAUUGGCUCCUCUUGGGAACCAGAAACCAAGCCGACCUCUUCUGUCAUCAACGUCAGUCAAUCUUACCGAGAUUGUGCAAGGUAGAAGAAUGUUUGUUGGGUUUUCCGGUGCAACCGGGUCGACCAUGGCCUACCAGUACGUACUCGGGUGGAGUUUCAGCAAAAGCAUGGCGUCUCUUCAGAAGAUUGACGUCUCAAAGCUCCCCAGAGUUCCCCACACUCACACUAAAAUCAAGUCUACAACUCUGGUGCUUGAUGCUCUGCUUGGUUUAAUAGCUUUCUUAGUUUUGGGUCUUCUCACUGGAGCAGCUUACAUGUAUAGGAAGAACUUGUACGCCGAAGUAAGAGAGGAAUGGGAGAAGGAAUAUGGUCCAUUCAGGUAUUCAUAUAAGUCUCUGUACAAAGCAACUAAAGGGUUCAGUAGAAACGAGUUUCUUGGGAGAGGAGGUUUUGGUGAAGUCUACAAAGGAACACUAGAGCUGAGAGAAGUGGCUGUGAAAAGAGUGUCACAUGACGGUGAGGAAGGUAUGAAGCAGUUUGUCGCUGAGAUCGUUUGCAUGAGGAGGCUAAAACACAGGAGCUUGGUGCCACUUCUUGGGUAUUGCAGGAGGAAACAUGAGUUGUUAUUGGUCUCUGAGUACAUGCCUAACGGUAGUCUUGACCAUUACUUGUUUAAUAGUCCUGAUAGAUCGACUCUCCCCUGGUGGAGAAGAUUUGCCAUUCUCAAUGACAUUGCGUUAGCUCUUAGCUACUUACACACAGAAGCUGACCAAGUUGUUAUACACAGAGAUAUCAAAGCUUCUAACGUUAUGUUGGACGCAGAGUUUAAUGGAAGGUUGGGAGAUUUUGGUAUGUCUAGGUUAUAUGAAAGAGGGACUGAUCCAACCACCACAACAGCUGCAGUUGGAACUGUUGGUUACAUGGCACCUGAGCUUACGUCAAUGGGACCUUCCACUGGAACUGACGUAUAUGCCUUUGGUGUUUUCUUGCUUGAAGUAAGCUGUGGGAGGAGACCUGUGGAACCUGGCUUGUCGGCUGCAAAGCGGUUUCUGAUCAAAUGGGUUUGUGACUGCUGGAAAAUAUCUUCUUUGACUGAUGCUGUUGAUCCGAGGUUGGCAGAAUUCUCAUCAAAGGAAGUUGAGAGAGUUCUGAAAGUCGGUUUGCUUUGUGCAAACCUUGCUCCAAAUGCAAGACCGACCAUGGAACAAGUGGUGCAAUACUUAAAUGGCAACCUUGCUUUGCCAGAGUUUUGGCCAUAUUCUCCCGGAAUUGGAGUUAUCACCCCACCAGCACAGCUCAUGCUCCCUCCUUCACUAACACUUUCUUCUUCCUCAUCCAACAACUCUUUCGUCUACGGGAGUGGACGAUGA
Raphanus sativus (radish) is the source of this 2043-nucleotide messenger RNA. Its product is annotated as L-type lectin-domain containing receptor kinase I.7-like. Gene Ontology annotation, molecular function: carbohydrate binding; protein kinase activity; ATP binding. Bases 58 to 2043 code for a protein of 661 amino acids. Gene Ontology annotation, cellular component: plasma membrane. Gene Ontology annotation, biological process: protein phosphorylation. The record is from RefSeq and is a predicted model, not a curated record. The transcript has a single exon. NCBI's taxonomy places the organism in Eukaryota, Viridiplantae, Streptophyta, Magnoliopsida, Brassicales, Brassicaceae.